Molecule: messenger RNA, 492 nt
Organism: Drechmeria coniospora
Lineage: Eukaryota; Fungi; Ascomycota; Sordariomycetes; Hypocreales; Ophiocordycipitaceae
Exons: 2
Coding region: 1-492 (163 amino acids)
Source: RefSeq, a predicted model, not a curated record
AUGAACGGCGGCGAGCCGACCGAGGGCCAGAAGCCGCCGCUCGCCCCGGCCACCGGUGUCGACGGCGGCGACGGCCUCGCCGCGAGGAAGCGUAAGAAGGACGGCCUCAAGCCCAUCGUCACCACCGACGCCGACGACGAAGACCCGACGGCACGAGCGGGCCGGCCUGCCCCGUCUGAGCCGUGGGCCGAGCUGGCCUUGAUGGUUCGCCUCGUCUCGAAAGCCGAAGCCCGAAAGCUCAAGCCCAGAAGCCCAAGCCCGAAAGCUCAAGCCCAGAAGCCCAAGUCCAAGCCCGUGGAGCCGACGGUGUGGAAAGAGGACAAGUCGUCUUCCCUCUGGCCACGAUGCCUGCGUCGACGACGUCGGGCCGCCUGCCAUUGGUGGCCGUCGUGUGCCAAGGCCAGGCACCUCGUGCCCGAGGUCGAGGCUGAUCCGAGGCCUGUCGGACCGUGCCCUGUGCUGCUGGCGAGGCUGACGACGCUGGGGCGCUGA